AUGGCAGAUGCUUCAAAUUCUACAAGCAUCUUUACCCUUCAAGGCGCCGGGGCCAGUUGUGUCCUUGGAUCCAAUCCAAUUCAAGAAGACAGGUAUACCGUCCUCCUGCCUGACGAAUUUUCGGGGCACACAGACAGUCUGGCUUUCUUUGCCGUAUAUGACGGACAUGCCUCAGAUAAGGUUGCAGAACAUGCAAGCAAGAAUAUCCGUCGGCUUCUGACUAAGAGUAGAGAGUUGAGACAGGGAAACUAUGAAUCAGCCAUCGAACAAGCAAUUCAAGCAGAGGAGAAGGAGCUUCUGCAAGGGUUUUGGGCUGGCGAGGAAUUAUUCGCCGUAGCCGGAUCGACUGCCGCCCUAGUUGUCGUGAAUCUAACCAGGGGCAUCUUAGUUGUCGCCAAUCUGGGAGAUUCGCACGUUUUGCUGGGAGAGGAUGAUGGGGCAAAUCACACCUCGUUGAAAGUCGAGCGAUUAACCACAUCCCACAAGCCGGAAGAUGCUGGGGAGAGUCAUCGCAUUGAGUCCGCUGGAGGGACUCUCAACACCGAGAGCGGUGUGUCACGAGUUGAGGGCUUAAAUGUAUCGAGGGCGCUGGGCGAUUUACAAUAUAAAAUGCCGCUAAAGGAUAUCGGGGAGCAGUCCCUGGCCAGCGGCCAGGAGAAAGCAUGCGUCGAACCAACAAAGAGGGGAGAUUUAGUCUCCAGUUACCCUUCUCUUAAACGAUACACUCUGCAGCCGGAUCGUCGGUACUUCUUGGCCCUGACCACAGACGGGGUUACCAAUACAAUGGAUGACGAAACCAUCAUGCACCAGAUCGCAGGGAGCAAGCAAGAGGGAAUGGAUGCUGACAGGGUAGCCGCGAAGAUCACCGAGAAAGCUUCAAAGGAACCCAAUAGUGAGAAUGCCACCUGCGUCACUGUGUUCCUGGAUGGGCAUAAUGUACGAAAUCAAGAGUAA
Molecule: messenger RNA, 954 nt
Organism: Aspergillus luchuensis
Lineage: Eukaryota; Fungi; Ascomycota; Eurotiomycetes; Eurotiales; Aspergillaceae
Product: PP2C family serine/threonine-protein phosphatase
Exons: 5
Coding region: 1-954 (317 amino acids)
Biological process (GO): protein dephosphorylation
Molecular function (GO): protein serine/threonine phosphatase activity; cation binding
Source: RefSeq, a predicted model, not a curated record